GAACCCCUUUUUUUGGUAUUUGACCCAUGUAAUCAUAUAAAUAGGAAUUAUAGAUAAAUUCAUGAUAUUGAAAAAAGUCAUGAAUUUGUAGAGUGAUUGUCACAUUAUCAAUUUGUUCACUUUCUCUGUUUACGAUUAAUUUUUCGUUUUCACAAAAACCAUAUAAGAUUCAUGUGUAUAUUUCACUAGAAUUCCAGAUUGUGCUAUUUUUAUUCAUUGUAUGUCUCUGUCCUAAUGAAUAGGAAAUGUUCGGUGUGUAUUGAUUAUAUACCGCUAGCUCAUCAUAAUUGCUUUGUAUUAGUUCAAUUUUAUUGUUCAUCUGAUUUGGCAUAAGGGAGGUUGAAAACGAUUCGAAUAUCGUCAGACCAAUAUCACUUUAAUAAAAGACAGAACUGAGAUAAUUUUUCACGUCAGGACUGGGCUCCAGCUUCCUACCCACUGGUGUUUUUUGUUUUGAUCUCUACCAUAAAAUAUCAACGCAAAUUAAUCUCAAGUUCAACUCGGAACUUUGAAUUAUUAUUAGAAAUUGAAUUUUAAAAAUAUUGUUAUUUGUAAGAGUAAGAAGUAUAAAUGUGAUAAAUAAUUAGGAGCUGAAGCCACUAAAAUUUUGGGUAGCCAAUUAUGGUAAGCUUAGCUUUAGGCUCUAACAUAAUGUUACGGCUCCUCUGCCCUGGCCCACACAAAGUAUCUUCAAGUGUUAUAGUAAACGGAAGGGUGUUCAAGUAUAUUUUGAUGUUUCUAUUAUUUCGCAUAAGGACUAUUUCAUGCUUGCUGUGCUGUUAUAUAUGUGACUGAAUAACAUAAUAAUACUGUUCAUGUUUUUAUUAUUUUUUUUUGAUAAAUGUUGUUAUGAAAGUACAGAAUUAUAUGUUCAUAAGGUAAUACUGGGUUUGCUACCAUGCAAUUCAUUUUCAUAUUACAUUAAGAGUAGAUUUGUUGUGCAAUGUUUUAUUUAACUAAUGCUCAUUGAAUUUGUGCGAACUUGCUUAUUACAGAUUGUAGUGUAUGUCAGGGAGAAUCUAGUGGGAGGUGGUUACGUGGGUCAUAACCCCCAACCUCCCCGUUUGAAGAUUUUUUUGAUGCAAUGUAAUUUUUAAUUUCUGCGAGGCGAGUUACAAGCAAUACUGGAAUAUAUUCAAUGGCGUUCCGCCGGUAACGACACACAAUUCUCAGUUUGAGCCGUGCAUUGUACCUUUGUUGCAUUUUUAAUGCCAAUGUGACCCCCCCGGUAAAAAAUCCUGGCUGCACCCCCUGGUGUAUGUAUAGAAAUUAGAAUUGUUGCAUUCAAAUAAUGAAGUGUCGAUUUUAUAAUAAAUGUCUAUCAUUGCAGGAUUGAUACUCUUUCAGUCCAUAAAAUUUCGUUUUUGCUUUCUCCCAGAUUGUCCAAUUGUCACUCUUUUGUUUUGUGUAUAGGUUCAUAAUUAUUACUUUUUAAAUUUGAUCGAUAAAAUACAAAAAUGCAAGAGCCUGUCGACCAUACCACACAUAAUCCAGACUUGGUGACUGUUAUGGCCGAAUGGAGAAACCGUACCAGGAGGAGGAAUUGUUACACACCAUGUUGCAGACAAAUUUUUUGCGACAAGGGGCAAUAAUCUGGACAUGGCAGUGGAAGAUGUGAAGAACCAACAGUUGAAUCAAGAAAUUGAUGGAUUGGUCCUUGGAAGAUGGCUUCUAACAGAAAUAUCGUCUUGGAAUCGGGACAAAGAACGACUGGUUAUACUUUGCGAGAACAACAUAAUAAUUUGCAAAUAUGAUUAUGUGGCGAUGAAGCUGGCCUCUAUCCAGAGAAUUGCGCUGAAACAGCUGAAAGAAGUUCAUAACGGCAAUUUCGAUUAUCCACCCAAUUCUGUUUCUGUUCCUCGCCUGUAUAAAGGGGUUCGAAUAACAUGGGGAACGAUGGAUAACCAACCGUGGUAUCAGAAAUGGAACCCACUCAACACAGACAUACCAUUUUCAACUUUUACUUCUCAUCCUGUGUUGGCCUUACCAGACCUCGAGACAAAAGAAGCGUAUGACGUGCAAUCAUUCCUCUCUGGCUUGAAACAAGCAUUGGAGAAAGUCCCGAAUAUCAAAUACAUUGACAACCAGCCCAUCAUUAUUGAAUCUUACGCUGGAUUCGCAUCUUACGUUCACAACCAAAGCAGGCUUGGGUUCUCCAGAGAGCGUGGUGGUGUUAGCUUUUGAAACAAGAACAUAUUCUUCAGUCAUUUCUUGAUUUUGAUCAUUGUCAUGCGUGAUCGAAUCUUGGUUGGGAAAUAUAGCCGACUAAUAUAUUCUAGGUUAUGAUUUGACAUAAUGUAUAUAUACCUGUGUAAUAUGGUUAUUAUUAUUAAUUAAUAUUGUUCAUGACUUUGCACUUUUCUUUUCUCUUUUCACUAUAUUUGUAUAGCUUAAAUUGCUAUGAGCAUCGAAAGAAACAAAAACCAUCAAUACUCUCCUCAUCUUAUUAUUUUGUCGCGAUUUACGCGACUCCUCCACGUACUAAUCAAUGCCAAGUCCAUGUGAUGGUAUGUUCUACGUCUCCCAUAAGAAUAAAACAUAGUUAGCUUAUCAAUUUUCAGACUCAUUGAUCCCCAUUAC
Messenger RNA from Styela clava, 2580 nucleotides. Its product is annotated as tumor protein p63-regulated gene 1-like protein. Gene Ontology annotation, cellular component: cytoplasm. Lineage: Eukaryota; Metazoa; Chordata; Ascidiacea; Stolidobranchia; Styelidae. The record is from RefSeq and is a predicted model, not a curated record.